This is a messenger RNA of Trichoderma virens Gv29-8, 753 nucleotides long. RefSeq lists its product as uncharacterized. The record is from RefSeq and is a predicted model, not a curated record. NCBI's taxonomy places the organism in Eukaryota, Fungi, Ascomycota, Sordariomycetes, Hypocreales, Hypocreaceae. The coding region runs from base 371 to 688 and encodes 105 amino acids. The transcript has 2 exons.
CAGUCUCAUAAUUGGGCACUUCGUACUCUAGCCCCAAUAUGGAGACUUGUCUCCGGAUGCUUGCAAAAAUAGGGCACUAGAAGAAGCCGACUUGUCGCUCUCCUCCCUAGUACGCCUAGAUGGUAAUGCCGGCAGCAUCGGCCGAGACCGACCCAAAGCUGUUCAAUCCUGGAGCCAUCCUAUUGAGCAAAGUGAGGCUGAUUUAGGAGACCAAUUACCUGUAUCUUUCCGUGCCGGCCCACACAGACCAGGCCUCUCUCUGGUCAUGGAGAUGCAAGCCGAGACUCGGUGAGGAGGAGGAUCAUGGCUUGAAACACGGGUGGAGAAGCAAACCACGGCUCUCUGAAGUGGUUAUUGGGCGACAUCAGCCAUGCUGCUGCACAGGAAGAGAGCCGGCCUUUCGUAUCUGCUGGCACGGCUCUCUAUCCCCUGCCGGGCAGCUUGGUGCGUCAGGCUCUGGCGUGUCAUUGCGUCGAGGAACAAGGGGGUGGCAGAGCCUGGUCGAGGGCCGGAAGUCGAUUAUCUGAUCCUCGGAUAUUGCUCCAUGAGAAUCGAGCGAGAAAACAAAGCUUUACUUACCCGCACUGGUAUGGCCGGCCAGCCGCGUUUCCCCUCUUUGUUUGCAGCUCCCGUCUCUAAGGCUUUGCCACACCUCCUCUCCAAUAAUAGAACAAAAUCAAAACAUUGAGCCUUUUUUUGUUCAAAAAAAGGAAAAAAGAAAGAAAAAAAGUUGUGAAUCAUUCAUUAGGAGGU